Molecule: messenger RNA, 903 nt
Organism: Lotus japonicus
Lineage: Eukaryota; Viridiplantae; Streptophyta; Magnoliopsida; Fabales; Fabaceae
Product: zinc finger AN1 domain-containing stress-associated protein 12
Exons: 2
Coding region: 86-673 (195 amino acids)
Cellular component (GO): cytoplasm
Molecular function (GO): zinc ion binding
Source: RefSeq, a predicted model, not a curated record
UUCCCUCCCCGUUCUCAUAAGUUUUUAAUAGUUCUUUCACAAACUCAAAAACCAAUCUAUCACAAUAUCUUAUCUUAAUCAAUCCAUGGCAUCAGGGGGAACAGAAGCUUUUCCAGAUUUGGGUAAACACUGCCAACACCAUGAUUGCCACCAGCUCGAUUUCCUUCCUUUCACAUGUGACGCCUGCAAGCAGGUAUUUUGUGUGGAACAUAGAUCCUACAAGUCUCAUGCAUGCCCAAAACCUGACCACAACAGCAGGAAAGUUGUUGUCUGCGAAACAUGUUCCAUGUCCAUUGAGACCACAGGCCAAGUGGGACAAGAGGAGGAGGAGGCACUUUUGAAGAGGCACCUCAAGUCUGGGAACUGUGAUCCCAACAAGAAGAAGAAACCCAUCUGCCCUGUGAAGCGCUGCAAGGAGGUUUUGACAUUUUCUAAUGCCAGCACCUGUAAAACUUGCCAGGUGAAGGUGUGCCUCAAGCACCGUUUCCCUGCUGAUCAUGCUUGUGGCAGGGUAGCUUCAGCUUCCAUAUCAUCUUCUGCUGCUGUUAAUGGAGGGUGGAAUAAUAGGUUCUUGGAUGCUCUUGCCUCAAGGAUUAAAGGACAAGCCUGCACCAAGAGUGCUGAACGUCGUUCUACUUCUCCACCUAGUACUCCUUCUGUUAAGGCUUAUUGAUUCAUACUAAUGUGUAAAAACCAUGUGAUUCUUGAGUAUGUUGAUUUCAAGUGCAAUUUGAAUGUUACAUUUUACAUUACAUCCAGAAUGCCAUUGUACUGGGAUUUGCUUUGGAGUAGCUGUCAAUGUUCCCAUUCCCAUACAAAGUAAACGCAUCAAUAGAUUAUAUCUUUGUUCAUAGAUACAAUCCCUGAAAUACAAUGUACUACAUCUUUUGUUUUCUGGUUUCA